This is a messenger RNA of Tupaia belangeri chinensis (Chinese tree shrew), 362 nucleotides long. Its product is annotated as zinc transporter ZIP2-like. Lineage: Eukaryota; Metazoa; Chordata; Mammalia; Scandentia; Tupaiidae. Gene Ontology annotation, molecular function: metal ion transmembrane transporter activity. Gene Ontology annotation, cellular component: membrane. The transcript has 2 exons. Gene Ontology annotation, biological process: metal ion transport; transmembrane transport. The record is from RefSeq and is a predicted model, not a curated record. The annotation marks the transcript as partial.
ACCAACAGUCUCCCGAAACUCAGGGGAGAGGACCCUCCAGCUGGGGCUGCCUAUGGUACCACUCCUGCUCCAAAGAUACAACUCCACUCAGCAUUCUCAGGCCUCUGCACCCCAGGAUGGAGCCACUGCUAGGAGUGAAACUCGGCUGCCUGUUUGCCCUGCUGGCUCUCACUCUGGGCUGUGGCCUCAUCCCCAUCUGCUUCAAAUGCUUCCGGCUGGAUGCAACCACAGGUGGUCGCCGCCGGGUUCUCAGCCUCUUGGGCUGUACUUCUGCCGGGGUCUUCCUGGGAGCGGGGUUGAUGCACAUGACUGCUGAAGCCCUGGAGGGAAUUGAGUCAGGGAUCCAGAAGCUCGUGGGGCAG